Messenger RNA from Pocillopora meandrina, 715 nucleotides. NCBI's taxonomy places the organism in Eukaryota, Metazoa, Cnidaria, Anthozoa, Scleractinia, Pocilloporidae. The record is from the annotation of a GenBank genome assembly.
AAGUGCACAGUGUGUGGCGGUGACCAUUCUAUUUUUCGCUGUGAGAAUAGGUGUGGCCACAGCGACAGUAGGCAAUGUUCAUGUAAUGAAGGCCCGCCUCAGAAAAGAAAAAAGACAUCAAAGUCAACAGCCUCCAGUCAACAGCCUGCAGAUACGUCACACGACGAUCUAAAGAAAAAGUACGAGUUACUGCAAAAGGACUACAAAAGAGUGGGUCAGGCCUUCCAGAACCAGCAGGAACAGAAACAGGAGCUGACAGCGUUGCUAGAGGAAUGCGAGAAAGAGGCUGAAGAGCUAGCCAACCUUGUGUGGAACAAAGAUGAGGUCAUUAAAAACCUCGAGAGGCGCCUCUCGAGCAGAGGUCCGACGCAGAGACCAACCUGCGCCACAAGAAGACCCACCCGCAUCACAACAGCAACACCAGCAGACGGCAGACAUUCACACCAGCACCCAGAGCCUGGCCAACAUACAAGAACAAUAUGACCAGGUUCUCCAGACGAUGAAAGAGAACAGAUGCAGCAUGGCCUGUGCCUUCCGUCUUGCAGGCUGUCCUCGGAGCACACUACGAGACUUCAUGGCGAUAGCAGAACUGAAAAAGGUCGACUCAAGGGAACUGGACCUCGUCCUCCACGAUCAAGAAGUUAAAUCGGUGCAAGAUCUGGAGGUUGUCUGUUGCAAAAGACUUCGGUGCUACAUCCCAGUCAUGAUCAACAUG